GGAUACUAUAAACACAGACCCCCCCAAGCAACAUCAUCCCCCAACAAUCACCACCACCCUCCAAAAAUAUCUCUCUCUCUCUCUCUCUCUCUCUCUCUCUCUCUCUCUCCUACCUACCUACCACAAGAAGAGGAAGAAGAAGAAGAUUCAAUCAUGGAUGGAUCUGAUACCUAUCAAAAGGAGAACUUCGACCGUCGAUCCACCUCGGCCAACCGCUCAGCGGCCCCGCCGUCCACCACCAGCGUCCACGUCUCCGCCCUCGACGGCAUCGUGAACGUCAACUCCCUCUUCACCAUCGCCGUCUUCGUGGGCCUAUCCCUCGCCUCCCGGGACCAGCACAGCCUCGAGAACCCCUCCGCCUGCGACGCCGGCGUCGACGCCGCCAAACACCUCCUCUUAUUCGAAGUGGUCUCCUUCAGCUUCUUCCUCUUCUCCUCCCUGGUGGCCCAGGGCCUCAAACUGGCCAUCAACCUGAAGAACAGCACCGACGUCGACGAGGCCUUCUGGGCCCACAUUAACAUUAAGGUUUUGAGGUUCGGGAUGCUGGCGUCGGCCGUCGGGUCGGUGAUGGGGUGCCUUUUUCUGAUGCUGUCGAUGGUGAAUAUGAUCGAGAUACGGCUGGGGACGAUGGCCUGCGGCAGCAGGUCGGCGGUGCACGCGGUGGCGGCGCUGGUUGUCCUGGUGUCCUCUGGUCUGCUUGUUUAUAUAACUAUUUCUGUAUAUGCAUUUCUGCAUUAGAAAAUCUUUUUAACUAGUUGUUUACGGAACCAAUCGCGAACGAGAUGUUAAUAAAAAAAAUUCGAAAACAGUUUAAACUC
Rhododendron vialii is the source of this 818-nucleotide messenger RNA. RefSeq lists its product as uncharacterized. The record is from RefSeq and is a predicted model, not a curated record. Lineage: Eukaryota; Viridiplantae; Streptophyta; Magnoliopsida; Ericales; Ericaceae. The coding region runs from base 154 to 738 and encodes 194 amino acids. The transcript has 2 exons.